AUGUCAAAACAACAAAGACUAGAAAAAUUAUUAGAAGAUAAUCCAUUGGUAUUAUAUAAAGGAAGAGUAAUAAAAAAUUUAUCAUGUCCCAAAAUAAAACACUCUGGAAGAAAUAAUGUAGGAAAAAUUACAACACGUCAUCGAGGUGGUGGGCAUGUACAAAGAUUAAGAUUUAUAGAUUUUAAAAGAUCGAGAAAAGAUAUAUAUAGUACAGUUUUAAGAAUAGAAUAUGAUCCAACAAGAAGUGCACAUAUUGCAUUAAUUCAAUAUGAAGAUGGUGUAUUGUCAUAUAUUUUAGCUCCUUUAUUAUUAAGACCAGGAGAUAAAGUAAUUGCAAGUAGAUAUGCAAAUAUUCAUCCUGGAAAUGCAUUACCUUUAAAAAAUAUACCUGUAGGAAGUUUAAUACAUAAUAUUGAAAUGCGACCCGGUGCGGGUGGACAAUUAAUUAGAGCCGCAGGUACAUAUGCAACUGUUUUAAGUAAAGAUUCUUUAUAUGCAACAAUUAAAUUAAAAUCAACAGAAAUUCGAAAAUUCCCUUUAGAAUGUUGGGCUACUAUUGGUCAAGUAGCAAAUUUAGAAAGACAUAUGAGAAUAUUAGGAAAAGCAGGAGUCAAUAGAUGGUUAGGCAAAAGACCAGUAGUUAGAGGUGUUGCUAUGAAUCCAUCUAAACAUCCACAUGGUGGUGGAACUAGUAAAAAACAUACUAAACGACCCAAAUGUUCUCUUUGGGGUAAAUGCAGAGAUGGUUUUAAAACUCGAAGUAAGAAAAAACCACUCGGAUUAAUUAUUAGAAGAAAUAUAUGUGGCCGUUUACAGAAGAAAUAUGGAGUUACUGCAUAA
Molecule: messenger RNA, 840 nt
Organism: Plasmodium vinckei vinckei
Lineage: Eukaryota; Apicomplexa; Aconoidasida; Haemosporida; Plasmodiidae
Product: 50S ribosomal protein L2, putative
Exons: 1
Coding region: 1-840 (279 amino acids)
Biological process (GO): cytoplasmic translation
Cellular component (GO): large ribosomal subunit; ribosome
Molecular function (GO): transferase activity; RNA binding; structural constituent of ribosome
Source: RefSeq, a predicted model, not a curated record